AUGCCUGUCUUAGAUGUCAAGCUGAAAACAAACAAGAGGAUUGCGUUGUGGUCUGGGGAGAAUGUAAUCAUUCCUUCCAUAACUGCUGCAUGUCCCUGUGGGUGAAACAGAACAAUCGCUGCCCUCUCUGCCAGCAGGACUGGGUGGUCCAGAGAAUCGGCAAGUGAGAGCGAGGAAGCGUCCUUGGUGCAGUUAUCCAGGAGAGCCCUGGUACAGCUGGUUACCAAGUGCCCUGAGAAAGCCGGAACACUCCAGGGAGUCCACUCUUCACGUAGGAGGCCACGGGCCUGUGGGCCUUUGGGACUCCGCGAGGCCUGGCUUAACGUUUCUCAGUUUAUUUUCAGAAAUCCUCUACAAUUAAGAAGGUAAUUUAUUAAAGAUCGUCUUUCCUACCUCUGUAGUGUGUGUCAUACACACUGCUCAGAAGUGCUUAAAAAAAAAAAAGGAGCAAGCUCCAAAUGGAAUGGCCUUUAUAAUACACCGGUUUGUAGGCGGGGGCUGUGGAGGCCGUUCAUUCAGAGAACUUUGUGCACGCUCAUGGUUGACCAGUUAAACAGAGAAUGUAAUAGUAACAAAGUGCAGUUUAAAUCCUUAUCCUUAAUUUGUUCCUGAUACUUACUUUUGGUGGGAAGGGAGGAUGAUCCAUGACGUCUAUAUUUGAGAAUUUUCAAUUCGGACCAGUGAGCAGGAUAAAUAUUAAUAAAAUUUAACUUCUGGGUAAAUGAGAUUCGCUUGUCCUCCAAGUUACGUCUGACUCAUCAAGAAAACCCGGGUCUUCGCUCGCAUCACCGUUCAGUCAUUGAGUGGGAAGGACGGAAGUGUUCUCUAGCUCUGGUUAGAUUAUGUUGUGAUUGAACUGUGUUAACAAGGGAAAAAGUUUACCGUUGUAGCUUUGGUUCAAAAAGUUUAUUUUAUCAUGUUCUAAUAAAUGGUUUAUUCUAUUUACCUUGA
This is a messenger RNA of Tupaia belangeri chinensis (Chinese tree shrew), 951 nucleotides long. RefSeq names its product ring finger protein 7 (gene RNF7). The record is from RefSeq and is a predicted model, not a curated record. Lineage: Eukaryota; Metazoa; Chordata; Mammalia; Scandentia; Tupaiidae. Gene Ontology annotation, molecular function: zinc ion binding.